Caenorhabditis angaria is the source of this 1243-nucleotide messenger RNA. Lineage: Eukaryota; Metazoa; Nematoda; Chromadorea; Rhabditida; Rhabditidae. The record is from the annotation of a GenBank genome assembly.
AUGACAGCUAUUGGUAGAAACUUUUUCAUAUUUUCCUUCUCAAUUUUUCUAAUUUUAUUCAUCCAAGCGAUUUUACAAGAAAGAUACACCUAUAAAUAUUCCAAAAUUCCAACUCGCUUCAAAUGCGAACCUCAAAAAAAUCAUUAUCAUCAUCAUGAAGAGAAAUAUAUCACCCUAACUUUCAAAACUAUUCGAGGCGGUGCUGGUUUGGGAAAUCAACUUUUCGAGAUUUUUGCGCUUCUUGGAAUGGCUCGGACUUUGGGAAGAGUUCCAUUCUUCAAUGAGCAAGAUCCGAGCGUUGUGAAUAAUCUGGGAUUAUUGUUGGAGACUGUGCCGAAGGCUGUUGAUGAAUUCAAGAUUCUAGCGAUCACAAAUCGAAGUUUGGCCACAGUAUAUCGAAAUUCGCCAGCUUGUUGUAUGUUUGAAAUGCAUCCAUUAUUGAAGUGUGAAACUUAUCAAUAUGUGAUUAUUGAUGGAUUCAAUUUUCAGGUUAGUGAUGUGUUUUCUCGCUGGAAAGCGGAUUUCGACCAAAUUUCUGCAAAUUUAUCACAUAAAGACUUCUUUUACUACGAAAAACAAAAAAUUCUUUUUCGAAAACAAAAAGAAAACAACGAUAUUCCGCUUGCCCGCGCUUUAGCGUAAAUUUGAUUUCGAGUUUUCUCUGGGAAUUUUGAGGAAAAAAUGAAAACCCCUAGUUUUCCUAUAUUUUCAGAGCUUCAAAUACUUCGAAAAUCUAAAAAUCCGCGAUUUUUUCACACCUUCUCCCGAGCAAAAACUCAAAAUCGAUCGGAAAAUCAAAGAAUCUUCGAAUACUACCUGUAUUCAUUAUCAAAGAGGCGAUUUUCUUCUCGAUAAUCUGCACGAGGGUACAAAUGGAACAUAUCUGAAGAAAUCAAUUGAAUUUCUGAGGGAAAACUAUUCAACCGGCUCGAUUUAUAUAUUUGGAAAUGAUCCGAAAUGGGUUCAAGAUCUCAUGGAAAAUAAUGAUUAUAAAUCAGAAAAAAUUCACAUAAUGAAUACUCCAAUGAAAAAUGCCCUAGAAGAUCUACACUUCUCCCAUCAAUUCUGUGAAUCUGUGAUCAUCACAGCUCCAUCUUCAACCUUCGGAUGGUUUAUGGGAUAUUUAUCAAAAAAUCAGCGAAAUGUAUAUUAUCGAGAUAUUUACGAUACAAUGGAUUUGGUCAAACAUCAAAUGAUUUCGGCUGAUUUUUACCCGCCAAUUUGGAAGAUUUUGAAAUUUUAA